Messenger RNA from Stegodyphus dumicola, 1153 nucleotides. RefSeq lists its product as uncharacterized. NCBI's taxonomy places the organism in Eukaryota, Metazoa, Arthropoda, Arachnida, Araneae, Eresidae. The record is from RefSeq and is a predicted model, not a curated record.
UUUAUAGUAUUUUUGAAGGUGUGUGUUAAGAUGCCAAGUUUUUUUAUCGUGGAGUUCAGAGAUGGUCUCCAACUUGUUUCAUCUACUUGGAUUGAGUGGGAAACAUUAACCUGCAGUUGGCCACAAGCAAAAUGUGAGAAAGACCUCCAUAAAGCUGUUCAGCAACACCAGCCUGUACAAAAAUCCUGGAACUCAUACAAGAUAAAAAGGAUUUUUGGAAGUGCGAGUUCUUUUAAGAAAGGACUUUUAAAACUCAAAAAAGCUGAAUUUUCGUCGGACAUUAGCACAGAAGACGGAUGUGAGUCAGCUAAGGAGGUACAGCUAAAUAAAAGAAUAAUAAAUUUUGGAGAAUCCUCAGAUGAUGAAGCAUGUGUUGCCUUGCAACAUUUUCCAAUAUUCCCUUCGGAGCCUCAGCAUUCUGAAAAUAAGAGUGUAUCAUCGAACUGCACCGAGCAAAGGAACUCAGAAAAUGAUGACAGAAUGGAAAACAUUGAGAUGGAAACACAGCAAAAUGUUGUCAGAGACGAUUUUCAAAUGCAAGUUAAAAAACAACUGACACGUCUAAGCCUUCAGCUCAGCCUUAUUGCAGAAACACAACAUCUAAUCAUAGAGAAACUCACUCAUGCUAAUGAGAGUCAAGCAGCUAUUGAUGUAGCUGGCGAUCUGGAUUUAGCUCAACACUUUCCGUUUUCAUCAUCUGAUGAACUUGAGAAGUUUGACGAAACACUGAAAAUAAAUACUAAUAUGCAGAUGCACUUACUAAAGGAUUUUAGUAGAAGAGGAGGAAACUCUGUAAAGAACAUAAUUUUGAAUAUACUGAAUUACCUGAUGAAGAAUUCUGUAGCCAAUGAGUAUAGCUGGUUUGGAGCAAAAGGGAAGAAGAAAUUUUCUAACCUGGUUUUGAGCAAAAUUCUUAAAGAUGCUGUGCGAGUCCAUGCAAAAAAUGCGACUGAUGUUGAAAUAAUUCAAGUAGUGCAGUCAUGGCUACGUCACGCUAAAGAAAAAUUGAAAAGAGCUGAGAAGCUAAACAUAACUGUGUAAUUUUUUAAAACAAAAAUUGUAAUCAAUUGUUUUAUUAAAUUAAUGUUUAUUCCCUUGCUUUUCUUAAUAUAUUUAGAAAUAAAAUGAUGAUCCUUAAGCGGAAUUUUAAAGA